This is a messenger RNA of Malassezia pachydermatis, 1677 nucleotides long. Its product is annotated as psd1-phosphatidylserine decarboxylase 1. Lineage: Eukaryota; Fungi; Basidiomycota; Malasseziomycetes; Malasseziales; Malasseziaceae. The coding region runs from base 1 to 1677 and encodes 558 amino acids. Gene Ontology annotation, cellular component: mitochondrion. Gene Ontology annotation, biological process: phosphatidylethanolamine biosynthetic process. Gene Ontology annotation, molecular function: phosphatidylserine decarboxylase activity. The record is from RefSeq and is a predicted model, not a curated record. The transcript has a single exon.
AUGGCCGGUGGAUGGGCGACGCCUCGCGUACUGUACGCCAUGUGGUUGGUUACGAGGCCGUUGGCAGGGCGUGCGCCACCUACAGCACGGCUGGGCCUCGGCGCUGUGCGUGCCUAUGUACGUAGUCCCUUGGAGGCCGAGAAGGAGGCGUCCACGGUCCGCGGGCAGCGUGCCGAACGAGCGCGCUUGCAAAAGCUUCCUCGUACGACGGCCGAGGCAGGAGGGCCAUGGGCGAGAGCAAGGAGGGCGUGGCGAGAGACGCCAUUGAAGUGGUCGCCCAUUCCGAUUGCGCUAGGUGCUGUGGUGCUGGUCGGCGUGCAGGCCCACCGUGAAUACAAUCGGCAUCGUCGUGACGCUGCGCUGGUAGACGAGCAUGGCCGGCCUGUCCGUGAGUCAGGGCCUUGGGCCUUGUACGUGCUAGGUGCGCUCCCUCUCAAUGCGAUGAGCCGCGCAUGGGGCUGGGCGAACGGCUUAACGUUGCCUGUGUGGUUCCGUCCGUACGGCUUCAAGUUUUAUGCGUGGCUCUUUGGCUGCAAUUUGGAGGAGAUGCGGGAGAAGGAUUUGACCAAGUACCCCAGCCUCGGUGAGUUUUUCACGCGUGAGCUCGCGCCGGGUGCGCGACCCGUGUCCGAUGCGCUGCUUGUGUCGCCGGCGGAUGGCAAAGUGCUGCACUUCGGCACGGUCGAGGGCGAUCGCGUCGAGCAGGUCAAGGGCCUUACCUAUUCGCUUGACUCGCUGCUGGGCAACAAUGCCAAGGCCGAGUCGAUGCAGAUCAUUCCACGAGAGGCGGGCGACGAGAAUGUAGAGAGCGAGCAUGCGUUUGCCGAGGUCAACGGGAUUGCGUACUCUGUCCCCCAACUUCUUGGUGAACGCACGAGUCGUGUACGUCGCGUACGCGACUAUGUCGCAGGCCUGGCCCGUGGGUCGUACCGAUCUCUCAAGCAGUUGGUGCUCUGGAAGCGUCAUGCGUACGACCAUGUCCCGACGCGCCAGGCGACGGACGCAGAAGUGGCGGCGGACGAACUUGAUGCGCAGGAAGAAGGCGCCGACGAGGAGCAUGAUGUGGGUAUUCCGACGAGCGACUCUGCUGAGACGCUGGGUCACUAUGCGUCGGUGGCCAUGGAUCUACGAGCCGAGGCACUGCCGCAGCUCGAAGCGUCGCGGCACGUCGCGCCUGGCCACCGCCUCUACUUUUGUGUUAUUUACCUAUCGCCAGGCGAUUACCACCGCUUCCACAGUCCUGUGCCGUGGGUCGUGGAGCUCCGCCGUCAUUUCCGUGGCGAGCUGUAUUCGGUGUCGCCGUACGUCGCGGCGCGUCUUCCGAACCUGUUUGUGAUCAAUGAGCGUGUGGCCUUGCUGGGCCGUUGGCGGUACGGCUUCUUUAGUAUGACGCCUGUGGGGGCGACCAAUGUUGGAUCCAUUCUGAUCCACUUUGACCGCAAUUUGCGCACCAACCUCCGCGCGGAACGCCAUUUGGCCGGCACGUUUGUGGAGGCCACAUACAAUGCGGCGAGCCGUGUGCUGGGCGGCCAACCGCUCGCGAAGGGCGACGAGAUGGGCCGCUUCUUGCUGGGCAGCACCAUUGUCCUUGUGUUUGAGGCCCCGGAGACGUUCCAGUUCACGUGCCAUGCCGGCGAUCAGGUGCAUGUAGGCGAGGCUUUAGGUGAUGUCUUGUAG